UACAGUAUGAAAUCUGACGCAUGCGCAAUAGCAAUUUCUUUUCCACAUGGUCUCUGAGGAUAGUGAAUAGCCAUGGCUCCGCAGUUCGAAAUGGCAGUAGGGCUCAAGAAAGGCCACAAGGUCACCAAGGUUCCACAGAAACCAAGACCUUCCCGGAGACGAGGGUUUCUGAGCAAACGUGUCAAGUUUGUACGUGACCUUGUGCGUGAGGUGUGUGGUCAGGCUCCCUACGAGAAGAGACUAAUUGAGCUGCUCAAAGUGCAGAGAGAUAAGAGAGCACUCAAGUUUGCCAAGAAAAGGUUGGGAGGUCACCGUAGAGGCAAGAAAAAGCGAGAGGAAAUGCAGAAGUUGCUGCAAGCCAUGAGAAAAGCACAGCAAGCUUCCUAACUCUUUAAUAGUAUGUUAUGAUUUUGUUUGUGCAAAUUUCUCUUUCAAUGUUUUAAAAAAAGUCUUUUGCCACUGUA
This is a messenger RNA of Halichondria panicea, 464 nucleotides long. Its product is annotated as large ribosomal subunit protein eL36-like. The coding region runs from base 73 to 387 and encodes 104 amino acids. Gene Ontology annotation, molecular function: structural constituent of ribosome. NCBI's taxonomy places the organism in Eukaryota, Metazoa, Porifera, Demospongiae, Suberitida, Halichondriidae. The record is from RefSeq and is a predicted model, not a curated record. The transcript is spliced from 4 exons. Gene Ontology annotation, biological process: cytoplasmic translation. Gene Ontology annotation, cellular component: cytosolic large ribosomal subunit; ribosome.